Molecule: messenger RNA, 923 nt
Organism: Pelecanus crispus (Dalmatian pelican)
Lineage: Eukaryota; Metazoa; Chordata; Aves; Pelecaniformes; Pelecanidae
Source: RefSeq, a predicted model, not a curated record
UAACUAACCAGUCCAUCCGCUGUGUGUUACAGCAACUGAAACACCCCAACCUGGUGAACCUGCUGGAAGUGUUCAGGAGGAAGCGGAAGCUGCAUCUGGUCUUCGAAUACUGCGACCACACAGUUCUCCAUGAGCUGGACAAGCACCCCCGGGGGGUGCCGGAGCAUCUAGUGAAGAGCAUAACCUGGCAGACCCUCCAAGCUGUGAACUUCUGCCAUAAACACAAUUGCAUCCACCGAGAUGUAAAACCAGAAAACAUCCUGAUAACAAAGCACUCGGUCAUCAAACUUUGUGACUUUGGAUUUGCUCGCAUACUGACUGGGCCGAGUGAUUAUUACACAGACUACGUGGCUACCAGGUGGUACCGCUCUCCGGAGUUACUCGUGGGAGACACCCAGUACGGCCCUCCCGUGGACGUGUGGGCGAUAGGCUGCGUCUUUGCAGAGCUGCUGUCCGGGGUCCCCCUGUGGCCUGGCAAGUCGGACGUCGACCAGCUGUACCUCAUCCGGAGAACCCUGGGGGAUCUUAUUCCCAGGCACCAGCAAGCGUUCAGCACCAACCAGUUCUUCAGUGGGGUACGAAUUCCAGACCCAGAGAGCAUGGAGCCGUUAGAAAUGAAGUUCCCUAAUAUUUCAUACUCUGCUUUAGCUCUCAUGAAGGGUUGCCUUCGUAUGGACCCUGCAGAGAGGCAGACAUGUGAGCAGCUGCUGCAGCAUCCCUAUUUUGACAGCAUUAGGGAGGCAGCGGAUCUGGGGAAAGAACAUGAAAAAACGGCUCGGAAACCAGCCAGGCUGACUCGGAAGCACGUGCCGGGGUUACAGUACCUGCCUCAGUUAACCCGUAGUAACGUUCUGCCAGCUUUGGACAGCAAGAAGAACUGCUGCAAAACAAGGAAAUCAGACUGCCACUUCCCUAACAUCUAA